CGGCAAAUGCUUGAAACUUAUUCCGGAAUAGCCCCGAGCGACGUACUCGCUCAUAUCAAGCAUGCUCAACAGCGUGCAUGGGCUAUUGCUCCUUUCGCAUCAGUCGGUGCCUUGACUUGGCUCAAUUCAUACUUGCGGCUGCAUAUCUCCUACGACACAGUGCUCGAUCGUGUCAGAUCUGGUGCCUCUAUUCUGGAUUGCGGUUGCAUGAUUGCACCUGAUCUCCGCGAACUAGCAUACGCUGGUGCACCCUCAGUCAAGAUGUACGGCUUCGACAUCCAGCCUGGAUUUUUCGAAAUUGGCUAUGACUUUUACAAGGAUUUGGACAACUUCGAGGGCCAUUUCUUCCCGGCGGACGUACUGAAAGAUUUCUCCGAGUCUCAGCUUGCAUCUCUGACAAGACGAAUCGACAUUAUCUGGUGCGCGAAGUUCAUCCACCUCUUCGAUCGGGCCAACCAGCCAAUCAUGGCCGCGAAAUUAGUCUCACUUCUGAAGCCUCGACCAGGAAGUAUGUUCUUGGGCUCACAGAAUGGGUAUCCUGGCGGGCACGAUAUCUUGAUCAAAGAAGGCAACCAGAGGAUCCUACCGCAGAGUGAUAGAAUCUUUCUUGGGGACGCAGAGCAUAUCAAAGAGAUUUGGGCUGAAGUCGGAGAGAAGACCAACACGAAAUGGAAAGUUGAGAGUAGACUA
Messenger RNA from Pseudocercospora fijiensis CIRAD86, 690 nucleotides. RefSeq lists its product as uncharacterized. The annotation marks the transcript as partial. The record is from RefSeq and is a predicted model, not a curated record. The transcript has 2 exons. Lineage: Eukaryota; Fungi; Ascomycota; Dothideomycetes; Mycosphaerellales; Mycosphaerellaceae.